AUAUACUUUAUCAAAAUUAUUAAAUAUAUUUACACAAAAUAUGAUAUUGAAAAAUAUUGAAUCUAAAAAAAUACAUGAAUCUAACAUAGUUAAGGACGAUAUUAAUAAUGAUAAAUUGAAAUACACUUUACCAUAUAAUAAUUUAUUAGAAGAAAAUAAAUAUAUUAAUAAAGUGAAAGUGGAAAAAUGUCGGAAUAUUAUAAAAAUUUUACAAAUUAACUGGAAUAUAGAUGAGCAUGACUUAAACCAUCGACUUAAAACUGCUAUAUUAUCAUUAAAAAAAGGUUAUAAUAUUGACAUUAUAAUUAAUUCUAAAAAAUCUGAUAAAAGGUUUGAAUUAUCCAAACGAGAAAAAAUGUUAAAAAAUUUACAUGAGAAAAUGUUAAUCAAUGGAGAUGAAAGAAAACCUGCAAUUGGUACUAUAAAUGGACUAUACAGAUUAUAUUUUAAGCCAAAAAAUUGUUUUUAGUAAAAUAUUAAUGAAUUUAUAAAUACAAUAUAUUCAUUAUGAU
Molecule: messenger RNA, 512 nt
Organism: Pneumocystis carinii B80
Lineage: Eukaryota; Fungi; Ascomycota; Pneumocystomycetes; Pneumocystales; Pneumocystaceae
Exons: 2
Coding region: 41-469 (142 amino acids)
Biological process (GO): translational initiation
Source: RefSeq, a predicted model, not a curated record